This is a messenger RNA of Morus notabilis, 660 nucleotides long. RefSeq names its product galactose-specific lectin. The transcript is spliced from 3 exons. The coding region runs from base 1 to 660 and encodes 219 amino acids. Gene Ontology annotation, molecular function: carbohydrate binding. NCBI's taxonomy places the organism in Eukaryota, Viridiplantae, Streptophyta, Magnoliopsida, Rosales, Moraceae. The record is from RefSeq and is a predicted model, not a curated record.
AUGCGAAUGGCCUCCUCUUCUUUUCUCUCCCUCUCCGUCCUUGUCCUCCUCUUCUCCAUCUCCUCCGCCUACAGCCACAAGUGGUCCUUGCCAAAUGGCCGCCUCGACCAAAAUCCAAUCAGGAUAAUCGAGGCCGCCGUUGGAGUUUCUAAAGAAACCUUUAAACACAGUGGGAUGGAAGCUAAAAAUGAUCAACAAAGUGGGAAAAGCCAGACAAUAACUAUAGGAACAUGGGGAACCCAAGCAACCAGCUCUAAUGGUGUAGUUUUUGAUGAUGGUGCAUACACGGGAAUAAGAGAAAUAAACUUUGAAUAUAAUGACGAAACAGCCAUUGGAAGCUUUCAAGUGACCUACGACUUGAAUGGUGUGCCAUUUGUUGCAGAAAAACAUUCAAGCUUUAUAACAGGCUUCACACCAGUGACGAUUUCUCUAGAUUUUCCGAGUGAGUAUAUAGUCGAAGUGAGCGGAUACACUGAUAAUGUGCGAGGUUAUAAAGUAGUACGCUCUUUAACAUUCAAGACCAACAAGGCAACCUAUGGACCAUAUGGAACUACGAGCGGCACACCUUUCAAUCUUCCAAUUCAAAAUGGCUUGAUUGUUGGAUUCAAAGGAAGUAUCGGCUAUUGGUUGGACUAUAUUGGUUUUCAUUUAUCCCUUUAA